GGGAUAGGGAGAAGGUCUCAUCCUGCAGGGUACAGACAGGAAACACUACAAGCAGUUGAAGAUGACGUUUGAGAACGUUCUGGCAGAGGCUGAUGGCUUUGGAUGUUACCAGAUAGUGCUGUUCUUACUGAUGGUGCUCCCACGCAUCACCCUCCCAUUUCAUUUCCUGCUGAAUAACUUCAUCGCCGCCACGCCGCCUCAUCACUGUAACCUCAGCUCUCUGGACUAUCGUGGUGAGUCUCUGAGCCAGGAGCAGAGACUGACUGUCAGCAUUCCAAAGGAGGAAGAUGGAACCUUUACUUCCUGUCACAUGUUCUUACAACCUCAGUUGUAUUUUCUGACGAACUCAUCUAAUGCUACAGAACUUCCUGUGGCUCCGUGUCAGAGUGGAUGGGUGUAUGACUCCAACAAGUCCACUUUGGUCACACAGUUUGAUCUGGUGUGUACCACAAAGGGAUUGACUAAAGCCUCGGCCACCGUCUUCUUCAUCGGAGUCAUGUUCGGGGCCGUGUUUUUCGGUGUUCUUUGUGACAAGUAUGGCCGUAAGACCAUGCUGCUGGUUUCCUACAUCUCGGCCAUCAUCUUCAGCGUGGCCAGUGCCGUGUCAACCAACUUCAUCAUGUUCGCAGCGUUCCGCUUCCUGACGGGAUUCAGCCUGUCUGGAAUCAGCACAGUGGCCAUUGUUCUCACCAUCGAGUGGGUGGACAUUGAGCAUCGCACCAUUAUUGGUGUGGCCAGCAGUGUGGUCUGGUCAGUGGGGAAUUCCCUGCUAGCGGGCAUUGCCUACCUGAUCACUGAUUGGAGGAUAAUGAUACUUACAGUCUCCUCCCCCCUUGUGAUCGCUGUGGCAACCUGGUGGCUGCUCCCUGAGUCGGCUCGCUGGCUGAUUGUGAAAGGAAAGACAGCAGAAGCGUAUAAACACCUGCAGAAAUGUGCAAAUGUUAACAGGAGAUCAGAAUUUACCUCCAAAAUCAAACCUCAGACUCUGUAUGAGAUUAUAUCAGGAGAAAAACAGAGUCAUAAUUAUACUUAUUUAGACCUCCUAAAAACUCCACGUUUGAGGAGGAUCGCCAUCUACACCAGUAUUCUGUGGUACGGUGUGGCCUCCACAUACUAUGGCAUUAGUUUAAACAUUACAGGCUUUGGUCUGGACAUUUACCUUACACACUUCAUCUAUGCCAUCAUCGAGCUACCCGCUAAAUUCAUCAUUUACUUCAGUCUGAAAAAAUUCGGUCGAAGAGUCAACCAAGUAGGAACACAGGUCCUCACAGGAGUGUGUAUCAUCAUCACAAUCAUCACUCCUAAAGAGUUCUGGACAUUUCGCACUGUUAUUACGGUGUUAGGUAAGGGCCUGUCAGAAGCUUCCUUCACCACCAUGAUCCUGUACACCACUGAGCUUUACCCUACAGUGUUACGACAGAACGGUUUGGGUUUUGUUAGUUUCAUUGGUCGGUUGGGAGCGUCCAUCUCUCCUCUUGUCAUGCUGUUGGAGGACUUGUGGCUUCACCUCCCUCAGGUUGUGUUUGGUGUAAUGGCUGUGUUGUCUGGUCUUGUGGCUCUCCUACUUCCUGAAACCAACAAUGCUCGCUUGCCAGAGACCAUUGAGGACAUUGAACAGAUCAGAAAGAGCUCAUUCUGCCUGAACACACAGGAACAGAGUAAAUCUCCACUGAAAUUAGACAUGACUGAAGACACUGUGCAAUAGCACGCACACACACACACACACACACACACACACACA
This is a messenger RNA of Tachysurus vachellii, 1741 nucleotides long. It is a transcript of the gene slc22a7b.1, whose product is annotated as solute carrier family 22 member 7b, tandem duplicate 1. The record is from RefSeq and is a predicted model, not a curated record. Gene Ontology annotation, molecular function: transmembrane transporter activity. The transcript is spliced from 11 exons. Gene Ontology annotation, biological process: transmembrane transport. Bases 62 to 1705 code for a protein of 547 amino acids. Gene Ontology annotation, cellular component: membrane. Lineage: Eukaryota; Metazoa; Chordata; Actinopteri; Siluriformes; Bagridae.